AUGGCGAACGCUGGACGAUACAACUUGGGCUCAAUACGCCCGGCUGUGAUUGGUAUGGGCCGAGUCUUUGGUGCGAGCUUGACGGCUGUCUCUGCCUUUCCAGUUGACACUAAGGGCCACCAUGACGCUGGCGAAGAGGGCGGUUCCAGCCUCUGGGUCCUCGCUGUUGCCUCAAUGGUUCUGGUUCUUCUUGGUGGUGCUUUUGCUGGAUUGACAAUUGCGCAAGUUCCCCUCCCUCUUGGCGAUGCGCGACGCAUGCUGACCUACCCACAUUGGGUUCUGGUCACACUGCUGCUAUCCAACGUCAUUGUCAACGAGUCACUUCCCGUUGUAUUGGACCGAACUCUUGGAGGAGGUGUUGCUGCUGUCGUUGGCAGUACUGUUCUCAUCGUUAUUUUUGGUGAAAUUGUUCCCCAGUCCAUCUGCGUUCGAUAUGGUCUUCCGAUCGGCGGAUACAUGUCUACCCCAGUUCUUCUUCUUAUGUACCUCACCGCUCCCGUUUCCUGGCCUAUUGCAAAGCUUCUCGACUGGAUUCUGGGUGAGGAUCAUGGUACCUUGUACAAGAAGAGCGGACUGAAGACGCUAGUCACCCUCCACAAGUCUCUGGGUGAGAUUUCCGAGCGUUUGAACCAGGAUGAGGUUACGAUUAUCACGGCUGUUUUGGACUUGAAGGACAAGCCUGUUGCUGAAGUCAUGACGCCCAUCUCCGAUGUUUAUACGCUUGCCGAAGACCACAUCCUCGAUGAAAAGACUAUGGAUGAUAUUCUAUCCUCCGGGUACUCGCGAAUUCCUAUCUAUCGUUCUGGAAAUCACUUGGACUUUGUUGGCAUGCUUUUGGUCAAGACACUCAUCACCUACGAUCCCGAAGAUAGAAUCCCCGUCCGCGAUGUGCCUCUCGGCGCAAUUGUCGAAACCCGCCCUGAGACCAGCUGUCUGGACAUCAUCAACUUCUUCCAGGAGGGCAAAUCGCACAUGGUGCUGGUAUCGGAAUUUCCCGGUUCUGACCAUGGUGCCCUAGGUGUUGUUACUCUUGAAGAUGUGAUUGAGGAAUUGAUUGGAGAGGAAAUUGUUGACGAAUCCGAUGUCUACGUCGAUGUACACAAGGCUAUCCGACGUCUUACUCCCGCACCACGAGCCCGCCGAAUUCAUGCAACUGCUGCGGCAGCCGCUGCAAUGGCCACUAAGAAGGCCCCAGGCGACUCUAUUUUGGUCGAUGUUGAAGAACACGCUGAGGAACACCCUCCCAAUGUUGAGACUGCUUCUUUCCACAGCAAUUAUGAAGGAGGCUUCCACAAUGCUGCCAAGACUGCUAUUCACAUGAAGCGCCGGACCUCUGAUGGUGGCAUUGAAGGCACCCCAGUUGUUGUGAAGGCUAGUCUAGAUGAAAUGAGGUCUCAACUUCGUCUUGGACCUGCGAACCGAGCUGCGAACCCCCGCAGCAAUACCCGCAGCCUCUUCAAAAUCAAACAAGGUCUUGGGGCGAGCCAUACGCCCCCCAACGAUGGCUCAAGACCUGCCCAGCCGCGCGCUGCAUCCCACAUGGGCUUCACAAGUACUCAUGGACAAUCGCAGGCGCGGACUCAGGGGCAUGAACGAACACCGUUAUUAGCUGAGGAUCACGAAGAAGCUAUCGACAGUGAUGAAGAUGACCACGUUCAUAAAACAAAUGGUCGGCAUUAG
Messenger RNA from Fusarium tjaetaba, 1680 nucleotides. RefSeq lists its product as uncharacterized. NCBI's taxonomy places the organism in Eukaryota, Fungi, Ascomycota, Sordariomycetes, Hypocreales, Nectriaceae. Gene Ontology annotation, cellular component: intracellular membrane-bounded organelle. The transcript is spliced from 4 exons. Gene Ontology annotation, biological process: magnesium ion homeostasis. The record is from RefSeq and is a predicted model, not a curated record. Bases 1 to 1680 code for a protein of 559 amino acids.